This is a messenger RNA of Scylla paramamosain (green mud crab), 2930 nucleotides long. Its product is annotated as RCC1 and BTB domain-containing protein 2-like. Bases 1300 to 1827 code for a protein of 175 amino acids. NCBI's taxonomy places the organism in Eukaryota, Metazoa, Arthropoda, Malacostraca, Decapoda, Portunidae. The transcript has 10 exons. The record is from RefSeq and is a predicted model, not a curated record.
UGCAUUGCGGAGGUGGACAGAAUAGUGGUGAAAGAGUGAAGAUAUUGGUUAACUCGUUUUCUAUGAUUUUAUUGGAGUUUUCAUUAAUUUAUGGUUAAAUUGUGAGUGAUAGGCUAACCCUUUCACUCUUUCAGUCUUCAGUAUCAUUAUAAACAGUCUACUGUGUCUUUCAUAACUUCUAAUUAAUUUUAAGGUUCGCUUAUAAACUCAGUCCUCUCGUUUUCUAUGCUUUUAUUCGAGUUUCCGUCAAUUUAAAGGUUUAAUUAUAAGUGAUAGGCUAUUUGGCGCGGGGAACCGACUCCCUCUCUCUCUCUCUCUCUCUCUCUCUUAACACCUCACAGUGCUUCAAGUGACAUAUUUUCAUUUGUAUUCGCUUAUAAAGUCAAUGUACCCUCGCAUUUCCUGCCAUAUAAUUAAAGUAUCCGGUUGUACCCCAUGGUGAGGGUCCGCUUGUUUCCACCUCCUUCACCGAGGGAGGGAGGCAGACUGCUCCAGGCGUUUUGGGAUUUUUUUUUAUUUAUUUAUUAUUUUUUAUUGUCUUCCUCAGUGUACCUGGGAAACACCGUGCAGUGCGGAUGUGUGUGUGUGUCCUCUUUUCAUUUAAACACCAGGGAACGGGACCACAGAGGCACAGGAGGUCAAUUAAGCUGUUUUCAUGCAUAGAGAAGAAUAGAAAGAGGAGGAAAGAAGGAGAAAUGAAGAAGGAGGAGGAAGAAGAAGGAAGGGAAGGAGGAAGAGGAGAAGGAAAAGAAGAAAUAUUAAGAAGACAAUAUUUUCACUGAAUUUCCAGCGUUUUAAAGAGGAGAAAGGGGAAGAAAGGAGGAUGAGGGUGAGGAAGACGAGGAAGAGGAAGAGGAUUAAAUUUAUUGCAUUUUUCUUAGACAGUCCUCAGGAUGUCAACAUUGUAUAAUGGUACAGUGUUGAGGCAGGGACGGUCGCGUUAUAAUUCACUAAUUGAGGUUACUUUUGAUAAAUAAACAACUAGUACGGAGUCUUUUAAGUAUUUUACAUUAUCUUAUACCGGAAAAUAUUAAGGAAAAGUGGCGUAAAUAAGAAAAAAAAGGCAAACAUUAGAGAUGUGGGAUUUUAUAACUUGUGGCAUCUUAAAAUACUAGUAUAAGAUAAACCCUAUGCAAAACGAACAAUAUAACCUUUAUUAAUCAUCAUAACCUAGAAAACCGAUAAAUAUAUAUAUAAAAACCAGUGUAAUUAGUAAAAAACAAAAAAAAAACUGUCCCUGGGAAGUGAGACGGCCCACAGAGUCGCGCCAAAAACGUGGAUCUACAGGCCAGGCAUCUUAUGUUUAACCAGGUGUACAAGGUGCUGGCUUUCAAGGGCUCCUCCACACCUACAGACACACGCACACACCACCAGAUACAGGAAGAAUUAAUUGAUGAGCUACAGAACUACAGCAUCGUUCAGGUGGCAGCCGGAGACCAGCACUCUCUUGCUCUCACCUCCUGGGGCCUGGCCAUAAACAGUGCACAUGCGGGACUGAGUCACUCGGUAAACACAGUGCAGCGGGCCGCGGGUGGCGCCAAGCAGUGCGCUGUGGUGGCCAGGGGACAGAGUAUGCCUUGUGCGGGAAUUUUAAUCGAUUUUAUCUACGCACGGGGUGACAAUGGGUACGGUGAGCUUGGCGUCAACUCCUGCGACAGUCACACCGCCACACGCAAGCUUGUCAAGAGUCUGGCCAGGAAGGUGACAGUGCAGCUGGCCUGUGACGCCAACCACACCCUUGCCUUGACUGCUGAUGGUGACAAAAUACCUUGGGCCAGUUGGCACUUAGACACUGACAGGGGCCCCAGAAGGACCCUGCCCUGGUGACCUCCUUGGCUGGCACCCUCUUAGUCCUGCUGGCCGCUGCGGGUCACCACUCUGCUGCCGUGACCCAGGCCGGCUACCUGCUGUUGUGGGGGUCAAACAAGCAGGGUCAACUGGGCUAUACUCCCAAGGGUGAUCCUCUUGUUAGUGACACCCCAGCGUUGGUGCCAAAUUUUGCCUGUUAUUCUGAACCAAUUGGGUAUGUGGCACUUGGGGAGAGCCACACAGCGGCACUCGACUCUUUAGGGAAGCCUCUCCCUUGGCCAAGUCAGCACCGAGGCAGAGUUGAUUGAUAUACAGGUGUGAAUUCAGCUGCCUCUUCGCUGUUCCCGUUGCCAGGAUACCAUGUGAUCGAGGCAGUGUUGGGGAAGGUGAAAUUAUCCAUCAGGUGUGACGUGUGCUGCUUCACUCCAUCCCAUGAACAGUUGCCCACAGCAAUCUCUACCACAUCAGGCCUGACAUACUUCAUUGUGAUCAGGGAGUCAAGUUUCAUCAGGAAGAGAGGCUGUGUCACUACCUGUAAGCCUGACGAGGUGUUAGUUAAGUCAAGGAGCGUCAUCAGGAAGAGGGGCCGAGUCUUGCUACCUGUAAGCCUGACAAGAGGAGUCAAGGAAUUUUUCAUUGCAAUCAAGGAAGAGUCAAGUUGUAAGAAGAUUGUAAGGCAAGAAUUUUAAGCAGGAAUAAUUGUCAAGCAGUUAACAGCAGGAAGAAUGCAGCGAGAAAAGGGUACAAGAGUUUUCAAGUAAGAAGAUUGUAAGGCAAGAAUUUUAAGCAGGAAAAAGUAAGGUAAGAAUUUUAAGGAAUAAUUGUCAAGCACUUAACAGCAGGAAGAAUGCAGCGAGAAAAGGGUACAAGAGUUUUCAAGUAAGAAGAUUGUAAGGCAAGAAUUUUGAGCAGGAAGGAUAUUGUUAAGCAGUUUAGCAGCAGGAAGAGUCCCUUCAAGCUGUUGGUGGGAGUGACAAGCAUCCUUCAGGACUUGCAAAGGCUGAAGUCCUCAACACUAGUCUCACUCAAGUUGACACAGGAGCUCUCUGACACAAGGAAAACAAAUCAUUUAUCCUAUUGUGUAUUUAUUAAACUUUUGUGAUUAAACAAUAUAUAUAUUA